Marchantia polymorpha subsp. ruderalis is the source of this 3498-nucleotide messenger RNA. The record is from the annotation of a GenBank genome assembly. NCBI's taxonomy places the organism in Eukaryota, Viridiplantae, Streptophyta, Marchantiopsida, Marchantiales, Marchantiaceae.
UCUGGGCUCUAGCUCUCUGUCUCUCGCUCUUUUCUCUGAGUGCCAUUGAAGCUCAAGCUGCCUCAGCUCUUGAGUCCUUCAUGGCCUUGUAGCCUUAGCUCCGACGGAGGAGAGCGGCAUCGAGUUCUUGCCAGAGAGUCGACUUAGCUCGAUCUUGAGUAUAUAGCUAUGGCAGAAGAGGGUGUCGCGGAGGCUGGUGAUGGACCCAUCACCGCCGAAAGCCCGCGAAUCUCGAUCUCUUCUGCCAGGAAAUCGAGCGUUCGUAAAGGAAGCAGUCGAUCUGGAUUGCGCCGCGUUGACUCGCUGCUGGUCGAAGCUGGUAGGGUUAAAUCCAUGGGAGCUGUACACCACGGGACCGAAGACCUACCUUGGUCCGUCACUCUCACACUGGCAUACCAAACGAUUGGAGUGGUGUACGGGGAUCUUGGCACUUCUCCUCUCUACGUGUUUGCGAGUACAUUUCCGGAUCAUACACCAUCAGAGAACGACAUUCUGGGAGCUUUAUCGUUCAUUAUCUACACGUUCACCCUCAUUCCUCUGAUCAAAUACGUCUUCAUCGUCCUACGUGCGAACGAUCAUGGAAAUGGAGGAACAUUCGCCUUGUACUCCUUGAUUGCCCGUUAUGCGAAGAUAUCUGUCUCACCGAAUCAAGUACCUGAAGAUCAGGAGGUCUCGUCUUACAAACUGGCAGCGCCUACUAAGACCAUGAGACGCUCGCAAUAUUUGAAAGAGGCAUUGAACAAGAAGAACUGGCUCAGGAAUGUGGUUGUGACAAUCGCCAUUCUUGGGACAUGUAUGGUCAUCGGAGAUGGUGUGCUUACUCCAUCCAUUUCAGUGCUGUCUGCCAUUCAGGGUAUCAAGGUCAACAAACCGAGUCUGAACCAAAAUGUCGUCGUCCUAGUCACCUGCGUCAUCCUGUUCGCUUUGUUCAGUAUCCAGCGAUUCGGAACGGACAGAGUCGGCUACUGCUUUUCUCCCAUCGUUGUCAUCUGGUUCAUUUCCAUCGCUUUGAUCGGAAUUUACAACAUCAUCAUGAAGGAUUCUACUGUUUUUAGGGCAUUCAACCCGUACCACAUGUACGAGUAUAUUUCAAGAAACAAGAAGCAGGGAUGGAUUUCUUUCGGAGGAAUUGUUCUAUGCGUGACCGGAACUGAGGCGAUGUUUGCUGACCUGGGCCAUUUUUCUGUCAAGGCGAUUCAGAUUGCUUUCACGGCGCUUGUCUAUCCCUGUCUUUUGAUAGCUUACAUUGGCCAAGCAGCCUACUUACUCAAGCACCCAGAGGCCGUAGGAGAAACAUUUUACAACUCCAUUCCAGACAAAGUUUACUGGCCUAUGUUUGUAGUAGCCACGGGUGCGGCCAUUAUCGCUAGUCAAGCUAUGAUUUCUGCAACUUUCUCUAUUGUGGACCAGGCCAUGACCCUGGGUUGCUUCCCUCGCGUCAAGGUGGUGCACACUAGCAAGAAGUAUGCAGGCCAAAUUUACAUUCCCGAACUGAACUGGCUCAUGAUGGUUCUCUGCAUCAUCAUCGCAGCUGGGUUCAGAGAUACGACUCAAAUAGGAAACGCCUACGGAGUUGCGGUGGUAUCGGUGUUCUUCGUCACGACCAACUUCGUCACUCUGAUCGCCAUCAUGAUAUGGCAAGUUCCACUGUGGAUCGCACUGCCGUGCUACUUCUUCAUGGGAUCAGUGGAGCUGACGUACUUCUCGUCCAUCUUGUACAAAGUGCCCAAGGGAGGAUGGGUGCCCUUGAUUUUCGUCGCCUGCUUCUUCUCCGUCAUGUACACAUGGCACUACGGAAGAGUGAAGAAGUACGAGUACGAGGUGAAGAACAAGGUGUCGCUCGACUGGGUCUUGGGCCUGGGAUCCAACCUCGGCAUUACUCGAGUUCCGGGCAUCGGCCUCGUGUACUCGGAGCUGGCGCAGGGAGUGCCGACCAUCUUCUCCCACCUCAUCAGCAAUCUGCCAGCCAUGCACCAGGUGCUGGUGUUUGUGUGCAUCAAAAACUUACCAGUGCCCUAUGUUCCGGACGAGGAACGAUUUCUAAUUCGUCGAAUCGGCCCCAAGCAAUUCCGCAUGUUCCGAUGUGCUGUGAGGUUUGGGUACAGAGAUCUGUCCGUGGGAAACGAGAUCGACUUCGAGGAGCAGCUGAUCCAGAACCUGGCCAUCUUCAUCUCGACCGAGGUGCAGGCGGCGCAAGAGCAACCGAUGAUCGCUGAUCUCGCGCAGCUGCAGAGGAUGAUCGAUGCAGAGGGCGACGGCGGCGCAGCUCCGGCCUCCGUGGCUCUGGACAUGACGCGCAGACUGUCGCAGGGAAGUCGCGACGAUUCCGAGGACUCGCAGUCGCAGUCGGGCAUCAAGGCCAUGAAGCUGCCUCCGAAUGUGGACUCGGGCGUCGAGGAGGAGCUCAAGGUGCUGGUCGAGUCGAAGGACGCCGGUGUCGUGUACCUGCUGGGCCACACCGAGGUCCGAUCUCGUCGAAGCUCCUCGAGGUUCCGCAAGUUUCUGAUCGAUGAUUACUACCACGCUCUGAAGAGAAACUGCCGAGCUUCCACUGUGUCCCUCGCCAUCCCGCACGAACGCCUUCUGCAGGUGGGUAUGGUUCACUACAUCUGAUCCACUCUGAUCCGCUCUGAGGGCAGCAGCAGCAGCCGACGCUGGAGCUUCACGCAUCAACAAUUCGACAUCGUCCGAGUUCGGUGGAUGUCGGCAGGGCCCCCUCUAUCUUCUGCACAUCGCGGGCCUGCCGACUCAGAAAUUGGAGCUGUAAAUUCUGCACCGUCCUCCUCCCUCAGAAACUGAAAGGAUUCAUUCUUUUCUCGCCAAAACGUAGAUAGAGUGACUGUCUAAAACUAGACUAGAGGCCUUCGUGUUCUUGAGCUCGAGCUUACAUGUACCUGAACCUGCUUCGCUUCGUACAGCUGUGAAUUUAAGCUCACCCGGUCCUAGGUAGACAACAUUCCCACGGCAAAAAUCAUGCACUUGCGUUUAUAUCUGUAUCUAGUCAACGUUUUGUGUCCAGUACGUUGACUAGCUAGGCUGAUAGUCAACGUCCUAGACAUAAACCGCAUCUCUUUGAACAUUCUAUCACUCAUUAAAAGCUCAGGACCAUUCGGGUCAUAGCAUGCAAAUCUAAGCGAUAGAUAGAUUAGGGAUAGAGGGAGAAAAAUGGGAUGGAUAUUUGGAACAAUAAGGCAUCUUCCUGUACAUGCUGCUCCUCGAAACUGAUGGUCAGAGAUCAUAGCGAAAGGGAAGACGAGGGCAGCCUAAGAUGAUGAUGAUACAGACAAAUUUACAAAUAUGUUAGACAAUAAGGCAUCAUAGCGAAAGUGAAGAAUUCGGCAGCCUAAGAUGAUCACAGAGACGCAUCUGUUAGACAAUAAGGCAUCCCCCUGUCAGGACUGCCGCUUCGAACGCCUCCUUUAGCUCAUUGUAAUCAUUGGUCAAUUGGAGAAAUGUUGAUAAGAUAUUAUUACCUGAAUAAAAAUGUGUUUUUCCUCG